Dioscorea cayenensis subsp. rotundata (Guinea yam) is the source of this 2459-nucleotide messenger RNA. RefSeq names its product probable methionine--tRNA ligase. The coding region runs from base 7 to 2403 and encodes 798 amino acids. The transcript is spliced from 17 exons. NCBI's taxonomy places the organism in Eukaryota, Viridiplantae, Streptophyta, Magnoliopsida, Dioscoreales, Dioscoreaceae. Gene Ontology annotation, molecular function: methionine-tRNA ligase activity; ATP binding; tRNA binding. Gene Ontology annotation, cellular component: aminoacyl-tRNA synthetase multienzyme complex; cytosol. The record is from RefSeq and is a predicted model, not a curated record. Gene Ontology annotation, biological process: methionyl-tRNA aminoacylation.
UUGGAGAUGGCCGGAGCGCUAAUGGAGGACGCGCCCAAGCUGCCAGUCCCUGGGCGGAGGAACAUCCUCAUCACCAGCGCUCUCCCCUACGUCAACAACGUCCCCCAUCUCGGCAACAUCAUCGGAUGUGUCCUCAGCGCGGACGUCUUCGCCCGCUUCUGCCGUCUCCGAGGUUACAAUGUUAUAUACAUAUGUGGCACCGACGAGUAUGGUACCGCCACAGAGACCAAGGCCCUCGAGGAGAAGUGCUCUCCUAAAGAGAUUUGUGACAAAUAUCAUUCAAUACACAAUGAGGUCUACAAAUGGUUUCACAUAAGUUUUGAUAUGUUUGGCCGCACAUCCACUCCACAACAUACUGAGAUAUGCCAGGCUAUCUUUCAGAGACUAUUGGUUAAUGAUUGCCUCUCUGAGAACACUAUGCAACAGCUAUUCUGUGAGAUAUGCCAGCGCUUCUUAGCUGACCGGCUUGUGGAAGGCAAGUGCCCCACACUGGGCUGCAACUAUGAGUCUGCUCGUGGUGAUCAAUGUGAAAAAUGUGGAAAGCUGUUGAACCCCACAGAAUUAGUAGAUCCUAAGUGCAAGGUGUGUGGCAGCACUCCACAUUUUCGUGACACAAAGCAUCUGUUCUUGGAGCUUUCUUUGCUGAGGGAGAGGCUAGAAGAAUACAUAUGUACCAUGUCUGAUGCUGGAUUUUGUAGUCAAAAUGCAAUUCAAGCUACGCGUGCGUGGCUCAAGGAAGGUUUGAAAGCUCGUUGUAUAACGAGGGAUCUUAAGUGGGGUGUUCCUGUGCCUCAAGAGAAGUUCAAGGACAAGGUCUUCUAUGUGUGGUUUGAUGCCCCCAUUGGCUAUAUAUCCAUUACAUCAUGUUACACACCUCAAUGGGAGAAAUGGUGGAAAGAUCCUGAAAACGUUGAGUUGUAUCAGUUCAUGGGCAAGGACAAUGUACCAUUCCACACAGUUAUGUUUCCGUCAACCCUUCUUGGAACUGGUGAAAAGUGGACGAUGGUGAAGACAAUAAGUGCUACAGAGUAUCUGAACUAUGAAUCAGGGAAGUUUUCCAAAAGUAAAGGCAUUGGAAUAUUUGGCAAUGAUGUGAAGGAUACUAACAUACCUGCUGAAGUAUGGAGGUACUACUUGCUUACCAAUAGACCUGAGGUAUCGGACACUUUGUUCACGUGGACAGACUUGCAGUCUAAACUAAACAAUGAGUUGUUAAAUAACUUGGGGAAUUUUACCAAUCGUGUGUUGACUUUCAUUGCCAAACCAACAGGAUUGGGAUAUAAUUCCAUCAUUCCUGAUGCAUCAGAUCCAGAAUCACAUUUGCUAACAAAACCUUUUGCUGUGAAAGUCAGUAAAUUUGUCGAACAAUAUGUUGAGGCCAUGGAAAAGGUUAAACUAAAAUUAGGCCUCAAAAUUGCUAUGAGCCUUUCUGAUGAAGGAAAUGCAUACUUGCAAGAAAGUGAAUUCUGGAAGCUUUUCAAGACAGAUUUAGUUUCAUGCUCGAUAGUGAUGAGGACCUCAGUUGGAGUAGUUUAUCUUCUAGCAUCUAUUAUGGAACCUUUUAUGCCAUCUUUUUCUACUGAAAUUUUGAAGCAACUCAAUUUAGAGCCUGGAAGUUAUCUCUCUUUCAAUGCUGUGGAAGGCAAUGUUGACUGGGCAAGACCUUGGGAUUUUUUACCUUCUGGUCACAGAAUCGGGAAACCUGAGCCCCUGUUUAGGGAGCUGAAAGAUGAAGUUGUGGAAUAUCUGAGGGAGAAAUUUGCCGGAAGGCAAGCUGCUAGAGGUGAUACUGACGGCAAUGACAUCAUUGAUCAACUUAAAAGCACAAGAGUUUCAGGAAAUGAAGAGAAACAGCAGGAGACUCCUGCACACAAUAAUGAUACAAAACCAAAAGCCCAUGAUACUGAUAUGUUCAUCUCCAGACUUGAUUUUCGAGUGGGUAUUAUUAAGAAAGUAUGGGAACAUCCCAAUGCAGAUUCUCUUUAUGUGGAAGAGAUUGAUGUGGGUGAAGAGUCUAGUAGGACAGCAGUCAGUGGUCUCGUUAACCACGUGCCUAUGGAGCAAAUGCAGGAUCGAAAAGUAUGUGUGCUCUGUAAUUUGAAGCCAGUGAACAAGCGGGGUAUAAAAUCACAUGCGAUGGUUUUGGCUGCAUUCAAUUAUGAUCACAGCAAGGUGGAAUUGGUGGAUCCUCCGGCGUUGGCUGUAGUUGGGGAGCGAGUGACCUUCCCAGGGUUCUCUGGCAAACCAGACACUGUAAUAAAUCCAAAGAGCAAGCUCUGGGAGAAGGUGCAAACAUAUCUGCACACGAAUUCAGACCUUGUCGCUUGUUACAAUACUGUUCCUUUCACAACAUCCGCUGGAGUUUGCAAGGUUUCCUCAAUACUAAAUGGUGAUAUCAUGUAGAGUACGUACUUGAGUGAAACUCAAUUAACACAAGUAAUUAGCCUGCGUUGUUUUAA